AUGAACUCCACGCAAUUCAAUGAGGAGCUGGCGCAUGCACUGCACUCCAUCUGGACACCGGAGACCUAUAGGUCGUUCUACGACGAAGCCUACUGCCUUACCAACAAUGUCACGCUCAAGUCACGGUCCAAUGCCGAAGAGUCUUUCAACUACUGCUCCGUCCCACUCGAGGACCAAGACUCCAUCCUCUUCCUGGCCCUGGCGGUGCUCUUCACCGCCGGCUUGUCUGGGAAAUUGGCCCUGACAGGCGUGCUGGUGGCGGGGGGCGUGCUCGGGGUAGUAAACUAUUACGUAAACCUGGGCCACCUUGGCAACGCGGUCAGCAUCUGGCUGGGCAUCCAGCCGCCAGACCUCUUCCUCUACGUCUUCCUGCCGCCCCUGCUGGCCGAUGCUGCGCUGCGCAUCAGGUUCUCCCUCUUUCGCAAGGUCGCGCUCAACAUCGGCAUCCUGGCCUACGCCAUGGUCAUCCUGAACGUGCUGGUGCUGACCCCCUUUGUCCUGCAUGCCCUGGGCUUUGCUGGACGGGGCAUGGACUGGGCCCAUGGGGCUCUGUUUGCCGCCAUGCUGGCACCCACAGACGCUGUCUCGGUGUCGGCCCUGCUGAAAGCCGCCAAUGGUCCGGAGCUGCUGGUGGUGCUGAUGGAGGGGGAGGCGCUCUUCAACGACGCGUCAGCCAUCACGCUGUACUCCAUCUUUGCUGAGGUGCUGGAGGAGUACCAGAACCAGCCCCUGCCCCCGGCCACGGCUCUCCUGGGCCACAUCGUGGUCAAGAUCCUCAAGCUCACCAGCAUAGGCCUGGCCAUCGGCCUGGCGUUCGGCUACUUCACCGGCUGGCUCAUGCGUCUGCUAAGGUGGCGCGGCAUUCCCGUGCCCCUGGAUGCCACAGUCAUCCUGGCCAUUGCCUACCUUUCCUUUUACGUUGGGCAGGGGCCCGCACAGUCCUCGGGAGUCAUUGCCGUGGCAGUCUUUGGUCUGUGGGGUGCUGCCACCUCCCUCUGGGGCAGGUUUGCACUGGAGGAGGAGGAAAAGGUGUGGUUUGCAGUCUGGGACAGUGUCUCCGCCGUCGCGAAUGGCGUGGUCUUCUUCUGGGCGGGGGUGGCCUCCCUCAACUUCCUUGUCAGGUCAUCCGAUUACCUGACCAGCCCCGGCUGGGUGUACGGCUCCAUACCCAUCAUCUUCCUCUUCAUGUUCCUGUUCCGCUUUGUCACCAUCCUGAUCUUCAACCCCCUCGUCCUGAAAGGCGGAACAUGGUUGAACCUGGGACAGGCAGUGUUUGUCAUGGCUGGGGGCCUCCGGGGGGCGCUAUCCUUGAUCCUGGUGGCGGACCUCAUCAUCACAUCAAACUUCCACUCAUCGGCUGUGGUUGCCUCUGAAAACGCGACCAUCGUGGUGUGGACAUCUGCAUUUGUCCUGCUCACCCUCCUGGUCAACGCUCCCUUGCUGGGACCGAUCAUGACCUGGUCUGGCAUUAAAAAAAUGUCAGCUGCCAGGAAGCAGCUGCGCCUGCAUGGUCUGAGUCUCCUGCAAAAGUUUACCGACAACAAGAUUGCGGCUCUGAGGACGGACCACAGCUUCAUUUCGCAAGGUGCCAACUGGGAGCAGGUGGCGGAGAUGACGAGCCACCUCGCAGCCAUGACAUCUUUCGAGAAGGCCAGCGGCGGCACAAGCACCAGUCUCCCAGCUUGGGAGGCAGCCAUGCAGACCCAUGGUUCCCUUGCAAAGCGGGAACAUGGAGCACCCGCACGCGCCGCGCUUGGCAGCGACGAGGCGAGCCAGCGCGGCCAGCUGCUGACUGGACUUCAGCGCUACUUCCAGCGCCAGCGUGCCGCGGGCCUGCUUUCUUCCCAGGGGCUGGAUGUGCUCAUCUUGGCCUGCGAGGUCGCGGAGCACCAUGUGGAUCUCCACCCCAGCGACCCGCUGACCCUCUGGUCCCUGGUGGACCAGGAUGUGAGCGGCGGGUGGGGCACCCGGGCGCAGGCCGUCAUACUGCGCAAGCUCCUGGUGCUGCCGCAGCGGCUGCCGCGCGCUGGGCAGCGCUGCGCCGCCUUCGUUUUCUUGCCUUUCACCGCCCUGCUACAAGCAUCCCUGAGCCGGCAGAUGGUCACCGCCUGUGAGGCUGCCCUGGAGAUGUCGCAGGGCCUCCUGCGGGAACUCAGGGGGAUCUUUCUGGAGGCCGAGGAGGCUGAGCUUGGAGGGGCCGUGGAUGGUGCCAUCCGAAGGCUGGACGCCACAGACCACACGAGGACGCAGGGCGCGAUCUGGAGCAGCGCCGACUCGGCUGCUGCCCCUGCGCUGCAUGUGGUGGCCUCGGGCGUGGUGACCGCCACCAUUGCGCACGCCGGCGGGUGGGAGGCGGAGGCCCACCAGGGCGUCGGCUUCGUGUACGGCGCCCUGGACCUUAUCAUGGGCGGCGCCACCUCGCCCUGGCGCCGCAGCGUCGCCCCUCACGUGAAUGCGCUGGGGCAGGGCCCGCAGGUGUACACGUUCCCCGCGGCUUCCCUGGCCGCCCUGCCGCCCGCGUGCCAGGACGACCUGCUGAUCCAGGCCGCCGCCGAGGUGUUGGAGGGGACAGAGAAGGACCUCAACAGGGACACCAGCACGGUCAUCCUCUGGUUCAAGGGCGGCGCCUCGCUGCCCGGCCCCGGCCUGCCGCGCCUGCAGAGCAUGGUACAACACGAGAUCCAGAUGCACCUCUCCCCGGGGGAGAGCCACGUGCUGCGCCUGGAGCCGGGCGCGGAGUGGGCGCAGGCGUCCCACGCCGUCCUGCUGAGGGGCUCCCUGGUGCCCCAGGCGCAGGCCGAGGCCACGUGCGUGCCGCCGGCCGUGCUCCCUUUCCUCCCGGCGCUGAGGCCGCGGAAGGACGCCGCGCCCCAGCCACAGCGCUGGCGGGCGGGGCCGGAGGGCGCCGUGCUGGUGCACCUGGGCUAG
This is a messenger RNA of Auxenochlorella protothecoides, 2928 nucleotides long. RefSeq names its product Sodium/hydrogen exchanger 7. Gene Ontology annotation, cellular component: membrane. NCBI's taxonomy places the organism in Eukaryota, Viridiplantae, Chlorophyta, Trebouxiophyceae, Chlorellales, Chlorellaceae. Gene Ontology annotation, biological process: proton transmembrane transport. The coding region runs from base 1 to 2928 and encodes 975 amino acids. Gene Ontology annotation, molecular function: sodium:proton antiporter activity. The record is from RefSeq and is a predicted model, not a curated record. The transcript has 22 exons.